AUGUUUGAUGGAAUUGUAUGUGAUAUGUACGAAGAAAUUAAAGUAAUUGCAUUUGAUGAACAAGUUGAUCGUCUUUACAAUUUGAUGAAUAUAAAUCAAAAAAUAAUAAUCGAAAAUGGCCAAGUUCGAAAAGCAGAUGAAAGAUAUCGAACAACGAAUUCAAUGUAUGAAAUCCGGUUAUUUGAAAAUAGUCAUGUUGAACUAUAUGAAUCUAAUGAUUUUAAUCCAUCAGUUAAAAUAAUGAAAAAAGCAAUCAUUAGUGUUAGUCAGUUAUUACACGGUGCAUACGUUGGAUCAAAUAAAUCAACAGCUAUUGGCUUAAUAGAAAGAGCAACUAGAGAAGUAGAAGAAUAUCUGCAGAUAAAAAUUGAAGAUAGUCGAAUAAAUGGUUCAGUGACCAUCGAAAGUUUAUUACACGAAUUAGAGAAAAAGAGAUCAAUUAUUCAAGCAUUUGAUGAAUUUAAUACAUUUGCAUCAUCAUUCGGCCUAUAUCGUGCAGAUAAAGCAGUUUAUCAUCGUUCAGUAUUAAAUACUCUUUGGAAUGGACCCAAGUCAUAUUUUAGACAAUUAGUAAAAGGUGAUAUUAAAUGUGAAAAUCCAUGGCUAUCUAUCGUAGCAGCUGCUCAUCCUAGUGCAAUUAUAAAUAUUUUGAAGGAAGAAAAUAAUCAAUUAGGUGCAGACGGAUUGUUUGCUAGAUUCAUAUUUUCUGCACGUAUCUCUCCGGAAGAUGUGCAUAAACGUAGUAAACGUGAUACAGAUGCAACGAAUGGCGAAUUAUAUGUACAACCAUCUGCUUAUCCUAGUUUAAGUCACAUUAUGUACUUUAUAUAUCUAAUGCAUGACAAUCAAACUUUAACGUUAAAAAUGUCUCAAGCAGCGAAUGAUAUUCUUACGCAUACACAUGAUGAAUACAAUAAUAUGGUCAUUGGUUUUCAAGGUUAUCAAGAUGUUCUAUGCACACUAUUCUCAAAAUCACGCGACCAUUUAUAUCGAAUCUGUGGUUUAGUACAUCUUCUUCAUCAAGCUUGUACUUAUGUUCUGAAGGCUGAGCCACAAUUGCAAUAUUUAGUGCUCGAUGAUAUAGCAGCUGAAUCGAUACAAAGAGUUGCUAGUAUAGCAAGAGAAAGUAUGAACGAUUAUCUUAUUAUUCAACCUGAAGUGGCAUUAACGACAGUAGAAUUAAUGAAGUUUUAUGUCGAUACGAAAAAACUUCUGUAUGGAUUUCCACUAAUAACUAUUCCACCAUCGCAAGGAGUGAAUGUUGGUCCAUCUGCAUCACAACGAAUAAAUACGUCAGAACAACAUGUUGAACGAGAUAAUUGUCAUCCUUAUCAUUCUAUUGUUAAUAAUACAAGUAGAAGUGUUGUUAGUCAUUAUAGCGGUUUUUCAUCUCUAUCGUCAUCUAUUGAUCCGUUUAAUGGUUCUACAACUGAUGCGACUAUAAAAAAAAUAUUAUUAUAUAAAAAACAAACAAUAACAGGUAGUCGACUUUGUCAAAUCUUACGUGUAAGACAUUCAUUUUUAUGA
Molecule: messenger RNA, 1527 nt
Organism: Rotaria sordida
Lineage: Eukaryota; Metazoa; Rotifera; Eurotatoria; Philodinida; Philodinidae
Source: the annotation of a GenBank genome assembly